Molecule: messenger RNA, 3132 nt
Organism: Manis pentadactyla (Chinese pangolin)
Lineage: Eukaryota; Metazoa; Chordata; Mammalia; Pholidota; Manidae
Gene: LANCL2
Product: LanC like glutathione S-transferase 2
Exons: 9
Coding region: 787-2157 (456 amino acids)
Biological process (GO): carbohydrate metabolic process; peptide modification
Cellular component (GO): plasma membrane
Source: RefSeq, a predicted model, not a curated record
UUUUAUUAUACAUGUUACGUUCCCGGGCAAUUAACAUUGGAGGAAUCUCUCGGGGCAAUUAAAUAUUUCGAUGAUUGAGUAUUCUUUCACAUGAUCUUCCGCUACCAAAGACAUCCGUUUAUUUAAAACAAAGGGAUUAAAAAAAAAAAAACGCCCGUGGCUCCUCCUCCAGACACCCCCUCCCAACAGUGGUGAACAGAAGGGCCUGUUCCCGCCGGAGACACUAUCCUUGCAGUGUUUGGGGCUGUUCAGAAACUGUCAUCCUUAGAAGAGAUUUUUUUCCUAAUAUCAAACAGACCUGCUGCUAUUCCCGGGGCCUGUGCACCCGGGCCGAGGACACCCGCCCCCGGUCGGCGGGAGAAAACGCGGAUCGCUGACGGCGCGUCCACGCCGCACACAGCGUGAGGGCAGCGAGCUCCUAGCUCCAGGUUGCCCGGGAGCACGUGCGGCGCCCGGUUCCCCUGGGAAGCCGCGGACGGGACGGGGUCGUGCAGGCGCUCGGAGGCCCCCGGCUGCAGGGACGGCGGCUGCGCGGGCGGCGCCGGAGUCCUCGGAGCGCACCCGCCGCGGCCAGGUCCCACGGGAGGCUCCCGCCCGCUCCGAAUCACCGCUCGUGGCCUUCCUAAAGGGCUCCUCGCUGACGCCGCGCGGGGCCCCGCAGAGAGGCUGCCACCGCCAGUGCGCCGCGGCCCGGCAGCGCUCUCCAGUGGAAACGCGUCGGCAGGAUACUUGUCCCGGUGCGCACGCCGUACCGCGCGGCCGCGGGGGUGAGGGCGCGCGACGGAGAUGGGCGAGGCCGUGUCGAAGAGGCUGAAGCUGCAUCUGAGCGCGGAGGCAGAAAUGGAGGAGCGGGCGUUCGCCAAUCCCUUCCUGGACUACGAGGCCGCCGCCUCCGCGGCGCUUGCUGCCGGAGCGGCGGAGGAGCCAGGCUGUACUCGCCCCACGCCCACCAACAACGAGCUCGGCCUGCCUUUCCACGACGACGGGAAGAUUAUUUUUAAUUUUGCAAGGAGGAUCCAGAACAAAAUCAAAGAUCUUCUACAGCAAAUGGAAGAAGGGCUGAAGACAGCUGAUCCACAUGAUUGCUCUACCUAUACUGGUUGGACAGGCAUAGCCCUUUUGUACCUGCAGUUGUACCGAGUCACGUGUGACCAGACCUACCUGCUCCGAUCCCUGGAUUACGUAAAGAGGACACUUCGGAAUCUGAAUGGCCGCAAGGUCACUUUCCUCUGUGGAGAUGCUGGGCCCCUUGCUGUAGGAGCUGUGGUAUAUCAUAGACUCAAAAGUGAUUGUGAAUCCCAGGAAUGCAUCUCAAAACUUUUGCAGCUCCAGAGAACCAUUGUCUGCCAAGACUCAGAGCUUCCCGAUGAGCUGCUCUAUGGACGGGCAGGGUACCUGUAUGCCUUACUCUACCUGAAUACGGAGAUCGGUCCAGGCACCGUGUGUGAGUCCGCUGUUAAAGAGGUUGUCAAUGCUGUUAUUGAAUCGGGCAAAGCCUUGUCAAGGGAAGAAAGGAAGGCUGAGCGCUGUCCCCUGUUAUACCAGUGGCACAGGAAGCAGUAUGUUGGUGCUGCCCAUGGUAUGACUGGGAUCUACUACAUGCUACUGCAGCCAUCAGCAAAAGUGGACCAAGAAACCUUGACAGAAAUGGUGAAACCUAGUAUUGAUUAUGUGCGCCACAAAAGAUUCCGAUCUGGGAAUUAUCCAUCUUCAUUAAGCAAUGAAACAGAUCGAUUGGUCCACUGGUGCCACGGUGCUCCAGGUGUCAUCCACAUGCUUAUGCAAGCCCACAAGGUUUUUAAAGAGGAAAAAUACCUGAAGGACGCCAUGGAGUGCAGUGAUGUGAUAUGGCAGCGAGGUCUGCUGCGGAAGGGCUAUGGCAUCUGCCAUGGGACUGCAGGAAAUGGCUAUGCUUUCCUUUCCCUUUACCAUCUCACGCAGGAUAAAAAGUACCUCUACCGAGCUUGCAAGUUUGCAGAGUGGUGUCUUGAGUAUGGAGCACAUGGGUGCCGCAUUCCCGACAGACCCUAUUCUCUCUUUGAAGGAAUGGCCGGUGCGAUUCACUUUCUCUCUGACAUCUUGGCACCAGAGACCUCGCGGUUUCCAGCGUUUGAGCUCGGCUCUUCACAGAGGGAUGAGAAAGUGCAGGGAGACUAGAGGCCUGUUUGGGCCCAAAGCUACCAGAUUGCUGAACACUGGGCAUAGAACCAACUGCAAAUCCUGAUAAAAAGGAGAAGAAACACCCUCACAGGCCCCCUUGUGUUGCAAAGACCCUCAAGUUAAGAGCAUGAGUGACAGAAACCAUCCCAUCAGUGUUUUGUAACAAGUUCCCCUUGCCGGUGUUGGAAAUGAAAUAUGCACACCCAAUUCUCUGUAGCAUUUGCAUGUUUCUUGGUGUGUGUUGUCUGUAAGUUGUUCUAAACAGAAAGCCCUUCUCUUCCCCAGAGCCAGGAGCUGUCUGUACAUGGGAGCAGGCGGCAGCCCCCCCCUCAGUAGAUGAUUCCUGAAGAGGGGUGUCUGCUGUGUUGACAAACAGGAAGUCAGGUGCUGUCUCUCUUCUGUAUAGGGAAAAUUCUCUAACGUGAUAGCCUAGUGAUAAUACUUUUUUCAGCACCUGGGAACCUUUCAGAUGAGCAGGAGGAAGAAACCACUCCAAAACCUGAAAAGAAACAGAACAGAUGGGAGGGAAAUGGUUGGGGGCGUAAGCCUUUCCGCACGGUAGUUGAACUCUUCCUCUUUGUAUUUCGAGCUCACCUUAGUGUCUUUAAGAGCCAAAGGGAGGGCACCGUAGCCCUCCUAGGACCCCCCGUUCUCAGCAGAGGUCAGGCGCUCUGUGUGAAGUUCCAGAGGCUCCUUGCAGUCCAAGGCCACAGCUGCCCUUGGGGGUGGGCUUCAUGGCAUCGGCGACAGCAGUCCAGGGAAGCCUUUUCAUGGCGACAUUGUACAUCAGGUAGCAGUGACUGUGUGUUGGCAAUUUUGGAUUCUGUGUGUAUUAUUAGAACAGACUGUACCUCAAUUUUGUCAAUAUUAUAACUUACUGUUCUAAGUUCAAUGAUACAAUUCCAGAUGGGUGAUAAAUAGGAAAAUUUUCAGCUGUUCCCCUGUCCCUGCAAUUAAACUUAUUUCAAAAUA